UUGCUUUACUGAUGCCGGUAGCAAAAACUAGUUGCCGGCUUCCGUAUCCUUUGGGAUGUGUAAUUAAGCAUGCUGCUUCAACACAAAAGAUGAACCUUAAGGCCUUUUCAGACACAGAGCACUCAACCCAACUGCUGGAGUAGAGAGAGAUGUGUGCCACCAUGACUAGAAGAGGGAUUUAACCCUUGCAGAAAGGAUUUAACCCUGCCAAGAAGUGGCAGUUGUCCUGCAUUGGGUCCUCCCAGGUUAUUUCGAAUAGGCAUUGCCAAUGGAUGAACUGGUGCAUGACUUGGCCUCAGCUUUAGAGCAGACUUCAGAGCAGAACAAACUGGAUGAGCUAUGGGAAGAGAUGGCGCUAAGCCCACGGCAGCAGCGGCGUCAGCUUCGUAAGAGACGGGGUCGUAAGCGACGCUCAGACUUCACACAUCAGGCAGAACAUGCCUGCUGCUACAGCGAGGCCUCAGAGUCGAGCUUGGACGAAGCUGUCAAGGAUUGCCGUGAGGUGCUGACAGCGAAUUUCAGUGACUCUGAUGACAUGGCAGUGGUCAAACGGCAUCCAGCUCUUAGUGCCACCCUGAGGAGCAAGCAACACUUGUGGCAUGAGUCAGACUCCUUUACAGAGAAUGCGCCCUGCCGACCUCUCAGGCGCCGACGGAAAGUCAAACGUGUGACAUCAGAGGUGGCUGCCAGUCUCCAGCAAAAGCUCAGGGUGUCAGAGUGGAACUAUGAGAGGGGCUGCAGGUUCAAGUCAGCCAAGAAACAGCGUCUUUCACGCUGGAAAGAGAAUGCCCCUUGGACAUCAUCCAGUCAUGGCCUUUGCGAGUCAGGAGAGAACAGGCCCUUCCUCAGCAACGGGGGAAGGAAGGAGCGGAUGGAGUGUGAAGCUGAUGAUCAGAAACAGGGUUCAGAUGAAAACAUGUCGGAAUGUGAAACCAGCAGUGUUUGCAGCAGCAGUGAUACUGGCCUCUUUACCAAUGAUGAAGGCCGCCAAGGAGAUGAUGAGCAAAGUGAUUGGUUUUAUGAAGGAGAGUGUGUUCCAGGAUUCACUGUCCCGAACCUUCUUCCCAAGUGGGGAGCGGAUCACCGAUCUGAAGUGGAGAGGAUUGACUCAGGCCUGGACAAGCUCUCUGUUUCCACCUUCCUUUUGCCCUCACAGCCAGCUCAGAGAGGAUUUCAUGCUCGCCUGAAUCGCCUUCCAGGAGCUGCUGCCCGUUGUCUCCGUAAAGGUCGGAGGAGGCUGGUUGGCAAGGAGACCUCCAUGAGCACUCUGGGCACCGAGAGGCUAAGUCACAUUGUUAGUGAUCCACGCCAGAAAGAUUUUUGGUUACCAUCCAUGGGGAAGAGAGACCGCAACCAGUUCAAUCCAUUAUCUCCUCUCUACUUUCUGGAUGUGCUUGCUGAUGCUUCCCACCGAAGAUGCUCACCAGCACACUGCACUGCCAGGCAAGCAAAUGUCCAUCUGGGACCACCAUGUUCAAGGGACAUCAAGAGGAAACGAAAGCCAGCUGCAGCCUCCAUGUCUAGCCCAACAUCAGCAACUUUAUCUGUCCACAUGGAUGCAGCAGAAUCAGAGCUACCAGCAGCACCAUCCUUGAGAUCCCAGAACUCUGAGUGGACUGGGAAAACACCAGCAGCUGAGAAAUCUACUAUUGCUGCCUCCAGUAACUUUUUUAAAAUGCCACCAGAGAAGAGCCCUGGAUACAGCUAAAAGGGAAGCACUGCAACUGUAAAGGCUUGCUCGACUUUGGAAGUGUUUGAUUCUGGUGUUUGUCUGCACCAAACAUCUUGUGUGGCAGUGUGGUAUCUUCAGUAUUGGUGCGUGGUACAUGCCAUCAUCCAGGCUGGUCUGUGUGCCUCACACACCUAAAUCAUGUUUGUGAAUCUAUGUUUAAGAAAAGGUAAUCAGUGUUGGGACUGCAGUGGCUUUUAGAAAUUUUCCUGCUAUCACUGUAUUUAUUACGAAUUCAUCUCUUUUCCUGGUUCCAGCUCAUAUGUAAUGGGUCAUGUACAGGUUUUCUUUGGGGUUUUCAGAUCCUUAUUCACCCUCUGGACAUGUUGCUCGUUUGUGUACUUGGCAUUUUCAGGGUGAAAGUCCCACUGCCAUUCAGGGAGGCAGGAGUCUCCCUCUGCUUGCUUCCAGACCAGAAGGAUUUCUUGGCUGGGGAAUGAGGAGGGAAUGCUAAUGCAUUGAAACAUGGAACCUGAAUCCUGUAUUAGAAGAAUGUUUUCUGGCCAUGUGCUAACAGACUCAAAUCAUGUUGCUUCUGGCAAAGCAAAUAUGGUGCUUGUCUUUGUAGAAAUUGCCAUUAGCACACUGGCGGCAUUGUCCAUUCAACCUUUUCCUUCUCCCUUACUCUGAAUGUGUUCAGUCUUUAUUGCAUAUUGCAUGUUCAUUCCUGAACCUCCUACUGGAUAAGGAUUUGGGAGAGCUACUUGGACUGAAUGUGCAAGCUGCUGUCCUGGAUGGAAACCCAGAGCCUUGAAUAUUGUUGCAGUGUGGUAGAAGAUUAUACAAAACAUCCAUAUCUCAGUAUAUAAAUUAAAAAAUGUCUGUUAGUGUUGCUAAAGGAUGCUUGUUGAAGUUAACAUGCCAUUGAACAAAAAAGCCAUUUAAAGUGUCACCUGAGUUCAGAGCAUUAUAGGUAUAGAUCAGACUCCUUCUGUAUCAUGCUUCAUCUUCCUUCAAAAGUAUUGUCUGCUACACCUACUGGAGGUGUCUCCACCUGCUGAUAAUUGCACAUUACACUGCAGUGUACACUAAAGAGAUUCUCUUCGUAGAACGUCCACUCGGUCUGCUGUUACCUCCUGUGUUGCAGAAUAUAUGGACAGGGAUUUCUUCUCUCUCUGUAAUAACUCUGGAGCUUAUCUUCAACUAUGUUUUAAGAAUAUGUACUUGUAUAGCAUGUACCAAGGAACAGGUGGCCUCCCAGCUUCUUAAGUCCUUUAAGUCCUAUUUGUAUGAAUAGAACUUUUUGCUUUCCUUGUGUGGAGCUUUCAGACAGGACUGUUUAAACUUGUAAAAUCUGUUUUGAUUGUGGCAGUUCAUCUAGCAUUCUUAAGCAGACGGCAAAAUUGGUGUGAUUUUACUGAUUUUGCAGUGUUCUGUUCUCUUAUGAAUCAAAUGACUGAGGGACAGAUUUGAUUGGGUGAAUAUGAAGCAGUGAUUUAUAUUAGCUGUGUGUUAAAAUGGGAAAUGGUCAUAAUAUACACAAAACAAACUGAAUGACUGUAAAUCAUGAUUGACAGAUAUAGUUAGUUAUACUACAUGCACACUGUGUCUGAUCCCCUAAUACCUACUUAUUCUUGGGGAGACAUCCAAAUUGGAUUUAUAUUUUGCAGCACAAGCAAACUGUCAGAUCUGUCACUAUAAAUCCUUCUCAAAACGCUUUUUUUUUCUUUCUUUUUUUUUUUUUAAUUUUUUUUUUAUUUGCGUGGUCCAUUUAAGAAGUAAUUAGAACGGGGAAACCCUUUUUACCUUAAUGAUGGAAUACAGAAGUCCAUUUGGAUUACAGGACAAGAUGUUAUAGUUUAUAAAGGAAGAAGUGUUCCUGUUUUAAAGUUGUCAUGGCUUUUUCUUAUUUGUAGCUAUUUUGAACAACGAUGCCUAAGGGGUAACACAGGAAGUUUCAACACUGGAGGGCCUGUAAUCUAAAACAUCUGAAAAGAAGGUAAACCUGAAGAGUAGUAGUUUGACUAUCUAGUACUCGUGAAUACAGUGAAUGGGAAAGGUGAGAAUGUUCUCCUGACAACUUGCAUAAAAAAUUUAGGAUUUGAAGCCUUGUAAUCUAAGCUGCAUGCUGCUCUAAUGAUAAUGAAUGGUUCCCUGAAAGAGUAUUUGUGAAAUUGACUGGUUUUGAUCUUGUGGAGUAUCCUCCACAACCUCUCUUAGUUUGAGUCUGUUCAAGAGAUUUACUCAGAUUACUGACCAUUCAGCUUUAUGCAAUAAAUACAAUUUAUUUUAUUUACAUACUAUUUUAGCCAUUGUAUUCCCUUUUAAAAGUCAGUUGUGAUAAAUCUUGCUGCAUUCUAAGUAUUGUCCAAAUAGUUUUUUUCUCUUCUGUGAUGUCAGGAUGCUUUAAAAGCUUUUUCAAGAAAGGUGUUAGGGAAUCAAGAACUUUCAUCUCAUUGUGGUGGUGGAGGGGUGGGUUGCAAUGCUUCAUGUGAUUUUUCUCUGGGUGCAGGGAAAGAGAAUUUAUCAUAUUUUCCUAUUGAGGUCAGUAGCACUGUUAUCUGGUUAAGCCCUUACUUAGGUUGUAAGCUCCUAGGAGGUAUUUCUUGUCUUUAAAGGCAGAUUGUACCCGUGGCAGUACUGAAGAGCAGCUGUGGCAGUGUCUUGACAAGCCAUACUUCCUGACAUGGCAACUUUCUGGAAGUUCCAGGAGACUCCAAUUAUUGCAGCUGCCCUGUCUUUUCUAUUUCUAGGUUAGAAUCCAUUUACAAAUCAGUCAGAUUCUCAACCAAAUUCUCCUGAGUGGUAGGCAACCUAAAUGGAUCAUCUAUCUUGUUACUCUAGGGUAUAUAAAAUAUAUCUUCAGACUUCAGUAACUUGAUACAGAUUUUAGUACCUACAGCAUUAUGAGAUGAAUAAAAUAAGUCCAUUGAUUUGCCUCUUUUUUUUUCAUCUAAGGCAGAUUUCUUAGAACUCACUCUGCUCACACAGUACUUGGUGUGAAGGAUACUGCUUCCCAUAUGGAUUACUUGAGCAGAAAGGAAUAAUAACAUGCCUUGCUUUAGUUGCUGUGCUUCUGCCAAGAUGGUCCAGUAUGUGAUUAUUGCUCCAAAGAUAUUCAGCUCACUCGUAUUUCACUUUUUGUGCACCAGGACUUCCCAGUCUUUUUUCAGUUUUGUCUUCUCUCUAGUUGUCUUCCUCCUUGUGUUUAUGGGACACUUCAACUUUGCAGACAGGACCUGGGCAUACCAUACUACAGUGACAAGCAAGUCUGGGAAAUUCCUGAAGUAUGUUGAAGAUAAUUUGUAGUCACAAGUACUCAACCAACUAGGAAAGAUCCCCUCCUAAACCUGUUAUUUAUUAAUGAAGAAGGAUUUUUGAGAGAUAUGGUGGUAGGUGGCUGCCUUUGCCACAGGAUCGUGAAAUGGGUCGUUUUAAAAUCUUUGAUGUAAUGAGAGAAAUGGUCAGCAAGGUUCCUACCCUGAAUGUCAACAGAGCUGACUUUAGGCAACUCAGUGAGCUAGUUACUAGUGUGCUGUUCCUUGAGUCUGGUCAGUUUUUAGGAAUCACCUUUUAAAAGCACAAGAGCAGGUGAUCUCUGUGUUGAAAGUCAAACAAGCCAUGCAGAAGCCCAGCUGAACACGGAACUCCUCUUGAAUCUCAGAAGGAGAAGGAUUCUAUGAUCUCUGGAAGCAAGGUCAAGGUUCACAGAAAAAUUACAGAGCUGUAGUUCACAUAUGCAGGGAGAAGAUAUUAAAGACCAAGACUUUAAUUAGAGUUGAAACUGGCCAGAAUUGUUGUGUUAGACAAGCAAGGGUUUUUGAAGUACAUAAAUAGCAAUAGGAGGUCUAAGGAAAACAUUGGACUGAUAUUUGUUGUGAAUGAUCACCUGACAAAUUGGAGUGAAGAAAAGGUGGGGGGCAUUCAGUACUUUUUUUUUUUGCCUUGGUCUCAUUAUAAUACUGACAGACCUUGGGCUGCUCUGUCUUCUGAUUUGGAGCAUCGUUACUGUGGGAAUAGUGACUUUGUGCACAUGGAGAUUGUAAGGGACCAGCUGAAUGUUUGUAAGUCUAUAAAGCCAGGUGGGGUUCAUCCCAGAGUACUGAAGGAGCUAGUGGUUGUUGUAGCGUGACCUCUCUCAAUCCCUACCAAAGUCUGGGAAAGGUCUAUCUUUGGGAGUCUGGGAAAGGUUUAUCCUGACUAAAAUCUACUCAGUGUUAUUCUAGUUUACUAGAAGGGCAUGAAGUGAGACCCAAGAAACACAGACCUACUAGUCUAGCCCCAGCACCUGGAAAAAUUGUAGAGGAGAUCAUACUGGGUGCUACUGAAAGGCAAUUAAAGUCCUUUAAAUCAUAGAAUCAUAGAAUAUCCUGAGUUGGAAGGGACCCACAAGGAUCACCAAGUCCAACCAAACAGGUCUGGUGAGUGACGUGGUGGUUGAUGGUGAAGGUGUUGAUACAUACCCCUUCUUGCCUCUGGGGACCUCCUGCAAUUGCAACAGUUUUUCACAGAUGGCAGUGACCAAUCUUAAAAUGACACACUUCUGUGUAUAGGGAGAAGAUGGACAGAAAGAGAAAUCAAAAACUGAGAGAAGCACAUUUCCUAGUUGUUCUUUGCACAUUUCUGGUGGUUCAGUGAGCUCUAGUCAGGAUUAGUGCCCAGCUUGGUAAGUCCUGGAGAAGACUGAACUAAAAGAAUGUAGUUUCUGUCAUGAUGGAUUUAUGAUUUUAAGGUACAGUAACAAGUGGAGAAAGCAGCAAAACAGGAGCUGGAGAGAAACUUGUUAGAGGCUGGGACUAGUGCUACUGGAUGAUAGAUUAGCUUUGUGAUUGUGGUAUGCAGAGGUGUGUCUUGCCAGCAUCAUUCUUGAAUAAUGACAUUGAGUAGGUUAGUGCUGUCCUUCAAACUGUAGGUGCUCUUGCUGUUAUAUUCUGGAUGUUGUGGAGAUCUGCUUAGUGGGCAGAGGAUGAGAAGGGAAAUUGUAGGAAGGGCAACAAGAAGCAUGAUGGAGUGCCUCUUUUAUUGUCGCCCCUUCUGUACUGAAGAAGGAAGAUGCUACAAAAACCUUGUGCCUAGAUACAUACAAAAAGUAUGUGUGCCUAGAUAUUGAAAAGAAAUUAUGUUAAGAGGAUAGGAACUUUGCUUCAUUGUCUUGAGGAACAGUUUGUAACCAGAGAAUUUUUCAGUAAAGGAAAAGUAAAGGAUACUACAUUUGUUCAGAAAAUGUAUUUUAAUGGUCUGUUAGGAAACCAUCAAAGGAAGAUGAACUUAUGUUCUCAUUGUUUUACUUCAUUUCUGUGGUUUUGUUUCCUAUAUUCUGUUGCAGUUUUUGUUUUGUGAUUGUGACAUCCUUUUGUACCAUCAAGUGGAGGAAAAAUUCUUUACAGUAAUGCUUCUUAAGGCAUGAAGCAUAAGGGGACGCUUGCUAUACAGGAGGUAAAAGAUUAUCCUUAGGCCAUUAACUUUACCCAGUACAACACUUGAACUCAGCACAGAGGACAUAAUGGCUUAAUUGUACCAAAGCCUCUCUUUUUAAGAGAGUGAAUAGUGCCACAGAUGAGUGCCACAGUGCCACAGGCAGGUCAGCUAAACUGGCAGCAGUGCCUGCAGACCCACAUGUGGCUGGGCCUCAGUCAUUUGACAUCUAAUACAGAUUUACAUUGUAGAGACAGAAGGAACUUUCAACAUCGUUCUCAACUUUAAUGUGGUGAGAAUGCCUUCCCAUGCAAGCAUGGCUGUCACUGUGAGUCCAGCCAGCUGAAAAUAUGUGCUCACUGGCUUGCUGUGUCAAGAGAAUUCUUGUACCAGCUUCAAGAAUUGGUAAAACUGGAAAAUGGACUGGUACAGCCUGUUAUAUCAAAGAUGCAAAAUAUAUAUAAUUGCAGACAAUAAUCAAGAAAAGUAUUGCUGAGUCCUGGAUAUUAUGAGCUAGAGUAUUCAAUGUCCUGAAGCAGAGAUGCCAGUAUUAGGAUGAUCAGGGUUUUGCAAAGCUGCCCUCUUGUCCUUGUAAACUCUGAAGGAAAUGGGAUGAACAGCCUGAAAAAUGCUGUACUGUGUCAGACCAAAGGUCUGCUUGUCUUGGUAGUCUGUCUCUCACAGUGACCAGGUUUGCCUGCCUGGGGGGUACUGUAAACAUAAAGCAGUAAUAUAGGGAUACUUUUUUUUAGUGUUCUCUUAGCCCAGUGUCCUGCCUCAAAAAAGAUGUACAAACUUUUUUUGAUGCUGGAGAAAACAUCUUUGAACUUUUGGUUAUAGUAUUUAUCCUGCAAUGGGAUUUAAAUAUAUUUUUACAAGGACACAUCCUGAUGAUGAAAGCAUCAAUAAGGAUUAGCAUAUCUUUUUUUGUAGUCAGUUUUCUUAUUAAUUACUGUCUUUAUAAGUAAAUAGCAUCUUCUCUUGGAAUAUUUUUUUCCUAAUAUCAACAUCCUGACAUUGCUUCUUACCAUGCUUUUUUUUCAGCAAGGGUGAAAAAUCUUGUUCUUUCUUUUCAAUGAUGCUUUUUUGACAUGUAUUUGUAUGCCCAGUCAACAAGUCCUAUGUAAGCCACUAACCCAUAUAAAUCAUUUUUCAUAAGCUUCAUACUGUAAAACUUGUCAUUUAACCUUUAAUUGUGCUCCUGCAUGAAAAUCCCCAGUAUUCCACAUCCAUAUGCAUUCAUUUCUAGUGUCUAUACUUAAAGUAUUCUUGAGAGUUACAGAGUAACUGUUAAGAGUCACCUGUGGUACUCCUCAUAGAGUGUUCUGAUAUUGCUAUUCAGGCUUCCUAUACUCAUAUAGCCAAAUAUGCUGCCAGUCUUUGCUGCCCAAACGAUGCUGUAACCACUACCGUAGGAGGUGGUAUUCAGGCAGUUGAACCUAAAAUUCUUACCACUGCUUUUUAAUGUACAAGGUCCUAGAAAGUAAGAAUUAAUUUUUUUAAUUCAAAAAUCUAUUGCAUUUCCUUUAGCAGUAUUAUAGUGCAAUUUUGUACCAAUCGUAUUUAUAGUUUGCAAUACUUAAGAGCUCAGUCUGUUUAGUUUUAUCAGAAGAAAAUCAAAGGUGUCAUGCCUGUGUGGUAGAAAACCUUUAUGGCAUUGGAAAUUCUAAGUAAUAAAGCAUCUUUUUUGUUGCAGGUGGCAUACAAAUUAACUUGGAGCUAAAGCCUAGGCUGCCUAGAUUGGUGCAUGUGAGAUUUCAUUUCUGGAGGCAUUUCUAAGAGGCCCAUGAUCUGAGCCUGGGCUGGUCUGACCAGAGUCCUUGGGCACUGCCAAAGUCCUUGAAUUCUCCCUCAGGUUUUGACAACACCACAUAGUGAGCCAAAGCUACCAUCAGUUGCAUUUCAGCUUCCUCCUGCUGUCAAAGAGGGCUCUCCUAGAGAUAGCUCACAAAAGGUCUACUCAGAGUCUGCGAAGAGCUGCCUUGUGCAUGUCCCACAUAUUUUAUGAGGUCAUAAGAUUUAGCUGUUUGAUAGGGGUUGGACUCUGGGUUCUUGGGACUUUAUUUUAAGGGUAACAUGUAAAUAAGAAAGAUUCCUGCUUGUAUUCCUCUGUUUUAAAUAAGAUGUGUAUUCUCUGAAUGAGGCUCUUGCAGAAUCUCUGUUCUGAUUAUAGAAACUGGAAAUAAAUCAAUAUAUGAAAGAAGUGUUUUAUCUGAUAUAAAGGAACUGAGUUGAGAUGGGGGAAGAGAGGUUUUGCUGACAUUUGCCUAGAUUUACAGUAUUGGGCUCUCCAUUAAUCUGCAUGCUUCCUUGACCGUUUCCGUAAGUAUAAAGCAUAAACUGUAAUCUGAAGGUCUGUAGGGAGUUACUGUGCUUUUCUUGCUUUGAAUUGCAAACCUGAGUGAAGGAUUUGAGGUAAUUUAUCAUGUCCAUUCUUUGGAGUUUUUUUUGUAAUGAUUUUGUUUCCCAGUUUGUCAGGACAUUGUCUCUAGACAAGUGAGAUGCUGCUCCCUGUUUGGAAUUUGAAACAAUUCCAGAGUUUCUUAAAUAGCCUUUCAUUUCUAAGGCACUGCUUCAGAUCUGCCCAGUUCCAAAUGGGAUGUCAUUUAAAUGAGCAGGUCAGUUUCAAUUGAUAGUUUAAUGGAUAUCAAUUCAUUUUGCCAACACUAACAUCCUUUUAAGAUAGAUUGGCAUAAUUCUUUUUUACCAUGAUAACAUGACUUCAAAGAUCAAAUGAACAGAGGACUUCUAAUUUUCUUUUGCCUAUGCCUGUGUCCCAGUUAUUAAUAGCUAUGCAUAUUUGUGGUAGGAGCAACACAGGAAUCCCUUUACCUUAACUGUUCCAAUGAAUAAACUGUAAAAAUUAGAUCCCAAGUGGACUAAAUGUUUUUAAACAAAAAGAUCAAGAUCCUUUGGAAAUGGCUUCAAGUUUUUAACACCAUAUUGGCAGUAGAGGGUUGUCCCAUUUUUAAAAGUAGUUAUUUUUCUCAUCUCAUCACAAGCUGCACCUGUGAGAAUUGUGAAAUGUUCCCUGUGAAAUAUGCUGAUUUUUUUUAGGUAUAAGUAGUUGGAACAAGGAGCAAUAGAUUGUCUUAUGGGAAGGACUCAGAUUUGGCAAACUACUGGUAAUGUCAAAAAUUUCAGAUGUCUAAAAAUUAGCUGUUUCAGUUUUGCACCUACUUGCAAUUUUGUAAUUUUAAAAUUUUUAGUAAAUAAGAAUUUAAUCUGAUAAUUUGAUUAAUUUCUAUUUAAAAAUGAAAGACUGAAUGUGCUUUUUUACAUGUGCUUAAUUUUACAUCCCAGGGCUGAGAAUUUUCUCAGUUCAGUUUGAAUAACUGAUGGUAAGUUUGAUAACAGGGCUGACUAUGAUGGCAUUCAUCAAUUUUGAUUUUUUUCAAGCCAUGAAACCUUUCUUCGUGCUUUUUCAGCUCAUAAAAAUCAACUGAAGCUACAGAUGAAUGCAAGUAGACUUGCUAUGUUCUAAUGGAGAACAACUCACAUAUAAAUAAAAGGGUAUAUCCAAUCUGGGGUACAAAUUUUGUUCUCUACUGGCAUAGAGUAAUUUCCCAGUAAGAACAGAUACAUACAUUCUUUUUUUUAAUGAAAUAUAGUAUAGGUUUUCAAAGUAGUAAACUAUAUUAAUUUAAUUCAUUUUCGGUGAGGGAGUGACAGAGAGGUGUCUAAAUAUGAGAAUGUGAGCAGAUCUUAGGAGUUGCUGCAAUAGGGCAGAUGGAGCACACAGAGUUUUCAAAACACACUUUAAAAAUUGUACUGGAGAUUGGAGAAUUGUACCUAAAGAUUGGAGAAAUCUUCUUCUGAGAAGUGUCAUCACUCACAGACUGCCUGCAGGUGCAGUGAUGGCAGACCAGUGGUUCUGAUAAACUAAUGCCAGCACUGACACUGAUGUUUCCCUCGUAAUUUUGACACCAGCUUCCUGAGAGGUUUGCCAGUUUUGCCUUAGGGCUCUUCAUCCUGGUUCACAAAAUAAUUUGCAAAUGCUUGGACUCACCUAGCCCUCCUCCAUGGGGAAACAUGUUCCCAUUUUGAGCCAGACACUCCUGCUGCUGAAUGUUGUAUGGUGAGUGAAAGAAGUACUGGGUUUUCUUUCUUGGUCAUCCAGUGAACAGCAAGGGGAGCUUUCCUGAAUCUUUUAUCCCUUACUGCUCCUUUCGGAUACUGUGGAGAUCGGAAGAAGGGAAUUACACAUGCAGGGUUUGGUUCCUGGGUGGGGAGAGGGGGCCAUGAGGUGUGGCUGUUGUUCUGCACUCAAGCAAUGCAGGAACUGCCUGGGGAAGGUGACAUUUCAUCCUUCUCCCCACACUGAUAGGCUGCACGACUCUAAACCAUGGGCUUCAUCUGCUUACAUAUGUAUUUAGACAUUUAAAUAAGAAUCUUCUUCAGCACCCCCACCCACCCCUCAAGUAACAAAUAAACCAGAACAUUUGUGCUCUGAUGACAAAGCUGCAAUUUGAGUGGCCCAUGUUGCUGUAAUGAGUGCCCUUCUGCAUGUGCAGUGCAAUGCAGUCAGGCACUUGCAUGAUAGGUUUGAGGGUUGUGUGUCUCAGUCUGUCCAUCUGCCCCCUUCACACGGGGUCCUUAGUGUAGGACAGUUGAGACUCUCUGAAUGAACAGCUGCUGGCUUGGAUUUUUUUUUUCUCCCCCUUACUUAGGCUGACUUCAAGCUUUAUUUACUGCACAACAUCCAGACUCCACUCUGAAGAGCAAAGAUAUUUGUUAGUAUCUUCAGGAUAUCUCCUGCUGUGACAGCUUAGACUGUUAAUGAUUUUGUGUGCUGAGCAUUUGGAUGUUACUGUCACCCUUAUUGCCUAAGUGAGGAAUUUGAGACUGAAGCAAAACCCUUUUUUUUUUUUUUUUGUAAUUUGAAGGGCCUAAGAUGAGAUACACAGACAGUGGCAAUUUGCAGGGGCUGACUUUGUACCCUUUUGUGGGUUCAAAUCACAUUUCUUACAAACUUCCUUAUCACCUAUAAGUGCUCAGAGAUUCUUCACAUCCAGCCACAAUUAUUGAUGAGGUGAGGAGCACUGUCCUUAUUGCUGAAGUCUUUCUAUGGCUUCUCAGCUAAGAGAGAGAUGGUAGCAGGCAGGCAUCUCUCCAGGGCUGAUGGUCAAUUGCUUUCAUUAUGAGAACCCAGACAGCAUCCUGCUUUGUCCUUUUUGUCAUUGGGCCUGACUCAUUUGUGCUCAUCUCCUUCAGUUCUUGCCCUUCACCUCUCUGGAGGCAUGCCUUCUAUGGCUCUGUAUAAAAAGUCUCAAAAAUAAACUCUGUAAUAAUUUGAUUUAGCAUUACUGUAAAGGGUAUGGACCAAGGGACAACUUAGGAUGGCAGAAAAGAGAUUUCUACCUUUUUGAGUAUUUUUGUCUGUAACCAGAUAUAUGUAUAUCUGUGUGUAUAUAUUUUAUUUAUUUUUGAGCUAGGACUUGGUAUGUAUUCACUUUGUAUUGGAGUUUCCUUAUAAAGGUAUUUUCAAUUCCCCAAAUAUGUUUUGUCUCUGGAAAUACUGUGAUUCCUGGACUUCAAAGGAAUUGAAAGAUCAGCCCCAAAUGCAUAGCAUCGUAGAGAAUCUGCUGUGAAGUGACUUGUCUACUACAUCUCAAGAAAGAGAAUAUGUAGGUGAAAACUUGCUAUGGAACAAUCACACUUUAUAUACUUUUACCUGAACAUCCUAGGGUGACAUGAAUUUUAACUCAUGUCUGGCAGAGAUAUUUCAAGUAUUGUCCUCUUGAUUAUUUUCUCUAAACUACAGAGUAAUGAUUGUCUAGUGAAGUAAACAUGACUGUUUAACAAAUGAUAGGCUGCCUUCUAAUGCUCAAUUCAGCAAAGUUUUAAAAGAUGUCUUAGUGUAUAUUUUGGGAAGAAUGCCCUUGGAACCAGAAUCAAUCAUCUGACUGAGCUGUAUUAGAAAAAAGGAAAAGGUUACAAAGAGAAAAUGAUACUAACCAUUGUCUUUAUUAUCCUAAGUCUUGUUCUGUUCUCUCUAUGGACUCUUGGUUUACAUCUUGUAGAGAAAUUAGUGCAUCUUGAAAAAAACUAAAAAGACAAAGACAAACAACCUCCCUCUACAAGCUUUUUUGUGUUCAUUUAUUAGAUGUGGGUUAGCAGGUUCUGUUUGCAAGCUGAAUACCCAUUUUCUUAUUUAAAGAGAUUCCAUUAAGCUGAAAGAUGAAAAUCAAAAUGUUUGAAUUUCUAUUAAUACCAUUUUGGGACCGGACAGAUUACUGCAAGGAUAAGAAAUCACAAUUGCAGCUAAGUACUGCAGUCCACAUAGUUCCGUGCUCACACAUUGCACCUCACACCUGUGCUAAGUGGGCAUUUUGUGAGGAAAGUGCACUGUUUGCUCAACAGAAGCAUAAAAGAUGACACAUGGUAAGUUGCUGUACACCUUAUCUUCUCUCUGCUAAUCGCUGUGGAUAAAGUGAUGAUGGUGCACUACCAUAUGACUCAGAAACAACUGCUGAAAACCACAAAUUUAUUUCAGGUGAGUUACAUCCCAUGUGUAUGUAUACUUAAACGUAACUGUGUAUUUGUCCCUGGGAAGAACCCAAAAGCUUGUCACAAAUAACUGACAACUGGAAGAAUCAGAGCUGGUCUAUUUAGAAUAUGUCUACUCUGUCAUUCUGCAAGUACCUCAAGUGUUUAGGAUAUGGAUGAGUACAACUUCUACUGCUUGUCACUGAACUACUGCUGGUAAUUGAAAAUUGGAAUGCAGUGUUCCCUGGAGAGUUUGUCAUGGAGCUCAAGAGGUUAAUAUGUAGUUAUGUGAUGAUACUAUAAUUUUAUAUGCAUCUGCAGAUACUGCUAAUAGACAUUAAAGUGGGCAUUUACAUCCUUAUUAUGGGUCAGUACUUGAUGUCAUAAUAAAAAAGUCACAUCAGAAAAGUACAGGAUAAAAAUCUGAUUAUGCACAUUUUGGAAUGUAAAUGGCUUUAAAAUUCAAAUUGUCACCUGGUGGGAGGAUCAGGAAGGAGUCAGAACAAGGGCAAAGGGGCAAAGCUGUGAGACACAAGGGGCAAGAUAAAGGAGGAAGAAGAGACAGGCAGGAGUAGGCCUUUGCUUGGAUAGUUUAUAUCCAUAUGAAUACUAUACCCCAUUACUUAAGCCCUUCAUGUCAUCUCAUUAAACAUAAGCUUGAGUGAAAAGUGGACUUUGUAAUGGAGUGUGAAGGUCAGUAAACUCCAGAUCUUCUGUCUUUCUACAGAUUUCAAAUUUGCUCAGUGUUGUUAAGGCUAAAACAUCAUGUAGGUUAAUGCAGGGUGUGCAUUUGUAAAGCAACAUCAAAGCUAAUUAAGUUUUAAGGCACAACAACAGCUGAAACUCUCUCAUAAGUCUGCUCUAAGUAAACAUACUGGCAAAGCUGUAACUACUGGCCCCAGAGCUUGAGGAGGGGAGGGUACUGAGGAGACAGACUUUGAGUUCUGAAGGGCUGUGUAGCUUAAAAUCAGUGGAGAAGUAUCAUGAGUACUGGAGUAGCAUGUGUGAUGCAUGUGCAGCUGGAUACAUCAGGAUACAGUGAGUUCAGUUGCACUCAAAGAGUUUCCAACAUCACCUUGAGUGUCUGUGGGAGCUGAAACCCUAAAGCAUGUAAAAAUUUGGAAGGGUGUUGACAUUCUAUUUCUGCACUAGUUUUUCAUCCAAGCACAUCCUAAAGCACUCUAAAAAGUCUGCAGUUGACUGAAAUGUGCGGAAUUUUUUUGUUGGAAAUACAGGAUGCAAGGCCAUGAAGUGGGGUAAACGGUUUAUGACUGAUGGAAGGAAAAUAUUUGUCCUUCCAUCUCCACUGCAUUGUUUCUUCAUGCUUGGCUGUAAGCUCCUGCUAUUUGCCUUUCCCUCCUUUGACUCCUCUGAGUCACAUAAACCACUUCAACUGCAAAAAUUGA
Messenger RNA from Zonotrichia albicollis (white-throated sparrow), 14979 nucleotides. The record is from RefSeq and is a predicted model, not a curated record. NCBI's taxonomy places the organism in Eukaryota, Metazoa, Chordata, Aves, Passeriformes, Passerellidae.